AUGAAUUCCGACGAUGAGCUUCGCGUGCGUGUCGAUGAGAUUUCCCGCCUUCUAGACACAGUUGAAGCGAUCAACCUCUUCCGACUCGUCAUCGGUCCAUGUGACUUUGGACAAUCCGUGGAGAACAUUUAUCACCUCUCAUUUCUCGUCCGUGACGGGACCUGCUCCUUCCGAGUAGCAGAGAACGGUGAACCCUUGGUUGCCCGCUGCCAACCUUGUCCUCACGAAGAACGCGCCAAAGGCGUCAAAUACAAUCAAUUGGUCAUGGAGUUCGACAUGGCGACCUGGAGGCGAGCCAUCAACAUCUUCGACAUUCGGCAUCCUUUCAUUCCCCAUAGAGCCAGGCGCCCUGCUGGCUCAUGA
This is a messenger RNA of Suillus plorans, 363 nucleotides long. Its product is annotated as Nse4 C-terminal-domain-containing protein. Lineage: Eukaryota; Fungi; Basidiomycota; Agaricomycetes; Boletales; Suillaceae. The record is from RefSeq and is a predicted model, not a curated record. Bases 1 to 363 code for a protein of 120 amino acids. The transcript has 4 exons. Gene Ontology annotation, biological process: DNA repair. Gene Ontology annotation, cellular component: Smc5-Smc6 complex; nucleus.